Molecule: messenger RNA, 396 nt
Organism: Pichia kudriavzevii
Lineage: Eukaryota; Fungi; Ascomycota; Pichiomycetes; Pichiales; Pichiaceae
Exons: 1
Coding region: 1-396 (131 amino acids)
Source: RefSeq, a predicted model, not a curated record
AUGCCAUUAUUCUACAAACCAGGAAGUGAAAGUUACUACUCCAGCACGCCACCAGCUAUUCCAUCACCAGGAAACAACUCAUGGCUAGGAGAUGUUCUUCACUCGGAUGCACCAGAAGAUAAGAUUCUAUCUGCGGGAUUUUACAAGCAAGGACCGGGUGAGGCGUUGGUCUACGAAUACACCUACGAGGAGAUGAAGGUCAACAUGGAGGUCCAUGGUAAGUUCACCGUUUCUGAUGAAACCGGUAAGACUGUUGAAGUUACUCCAGGUUCGACCUUCUAUUUCCCCAAGGGAUGCACCAUAACUUUCAAGGUCGAAGGAACUGAUGAAGUUCCUGAAGAAGAGGCCUACGCGCUCAAUUGGUUCUGCGGUUUGAGACCAGCCGAUGGUGCAUAA